AGGCGGGCGAAGGCCUCAGUCUUCUUGCCUUUUACCGCCAUGACUAUGGACGGGGGCGACUCGUUCGUCCACGAGCCGGACAAUUUCGUCCAGUUCCUUCUCCUCCUCCUGCCCGUCCUCCAGGCGCCCCAGAAUGCGACCAAGAUCCCCACCUAUCAGGGCGCGCGAAAUUGGGCGACCGAUAUGAUCUUGAAGGAUCUCAAGUCGAUGGCCGCGCGUAUGCACAAGGCGGAGCGGGCGCUGCAGGAGAGGGACAGCGCGAACUCGAACGAGCGCACCGAGCGCGACACCGCCCCGACCCCGGAGCCCCGUCGGCGCACCAAUUCCACCCCGCCCACGAAGCCAGACACAGAGGCGCCCGUCGACCCGCCGCCAGAGAAGCGCGAGCGUGUGGUCGAGCAGCCCAACGGCAAGCCCAUGAAGCUCGACAUCUCCAGCAUGCCCGCUGCCCUAUCCGAAUUGAACGGCGUCUUCAAUCGUGGCUACACCGACGCCGCGGGCCAGUCCUUCACCAAGGGCCCCGUCUUCUCCCAUUCCGCUCCCCCAACCGUCCAGGCGCUCCCAGAGAGCAUUAACUGCCCCACUUGCAACUCCAAGGUCAAGAUCCCCGAUGGCAUAGCCAUGAUGAAUCGCUUCCGUACCGUCGACACCACACCUGCUGGCAGGGAUGGCCCUCCGCCCAUGGCUCCACUCGGUCCUAACUACGCUGCGCACGCAUCACUCCCUCGAGCUCAGGAACUCUCGCUACUGGAAACCCAAGUCAUGGAAGUUGCUCGGGUCUGCAAGGCCGUCGCCUCGGGCGAUCUUACGCAGCGCAUCGAUAUUCCUGUGCAAGGCGCAACAAUGGUUCAGCUCAAGGACAUCAUUAACACUAUGGUCGAUAAACUCGGUGUCUUCGCUGAAGAGGUCAGCCGCGUUGCUUUAGAAGUCGGCACGGAAGGCAAAUUGGGUGGUCAAGCCCUGGUCCUCGACGUUGAGGGCACAUGGCGCGAUCUCACGGCUAUCGUCAACAAAUUGGCUGCGAACUUGACCUCGCAAGUGCGCUCCAUCGCGACAGUGACGAAGGCUGUCGCUUUGGGCGAUUUGUCCAAACAAAUCGAAGUCGAGGCUAGUGGCGAGAUCCUGGACUUGAAGAACACGGUCAACGGAAUGGUCAUCAGAUUACGGGCACUGGCAGCAGAGGUCACACGAGUAACGUUGGAGGUCGGUUCACAAGGCAAAUUGGGUGGUCAGGCGGACGUUCCGGAUGUCGAAGGAGUGUGGUACGAGUUGGUGCGAAACGUCAAUCGAAUGUGUUCAUCGUUGACGGAUCAAGUGCGAUCCAUCGCCGUCGUCACGACCGCUGUCGCUGGCGGUGACUUGACCCAGAAGAUCUCCAUUCAGGUCGAGGGUGAGAUGGCGACCUUGAAGGCCACAGUCAACUCCAUGGUGGACCAGUUGAGCGCCUUCGCCAGCGAGGUCACGCGAGUGGCUUUGGAGGUCGGCACGCAGGGUAUUUUGGGUGGUCAGGCAACCGUCGAAGGCGUACAGGGUACGUGGGCCGAUUUGACGCGCAACGUGAACAAAAUGGCCUCGAACUUGACCGACCAAGUGCGCUCCAUCUCGGAGGUCACGAAGGCCGUCGCGAACGGCGAUCUCGGCAAGAUGGUCGACGUUAACGUACAGGGCGAGAUGCUCGACUUGAAGAUGACCGUCAACCAGAUGGUGUCCCAGUUGAGUACGCUAGCCAACGAGGUCACGCGUGUCAGUUUGGAAGUCGGUACCGAGGGUAUCUUGGGUGGUCAAGCGUCCGUACCGGGAGUUCAGGGCAUGUGGGCAGUCUUGACGGACAACGUCAACCUGAUGGCCAUGAACUUGACGAACCAAGUGCGCUCGAUCGCCGAGGUCACGAAGGCUGUCGCAGGCGGUGACUUGUCCAAGAAGAUCACUGUCGACGUCAAGGGCGAGAUACUCGAGUUGAAGGAUACUGUCAACGGCAUGACUGAUUCGUUGAGUCUGUUCGCCGACGAGGUCACGCGAGUCGCCAAGGAGGUCGGAACGGACGGGAAGUUGGGUGGGCAAGCCCGCGUCACGAACGUCGGCGGUACCUGGAAGGCUUUGACGGACAACGUGAACGUGAUGGCGGCCAACUUGACGCUGCAAGUGCGCACCAUCGCAGAGGCAACAGCAGCGGUGUCUGUGGGUGACUUGACGCGCAAGAUCCAGGGUGUCUCGGUCUCCGGAGAGAUGUUGGCGUUGGUCAACACCAUCAACACUAUGAUUGACCAGUUGUCCAUCUUCGCCCGAGAGGUCAAGAAGGUUGCACGUGAAGUCGGUACCGACGGCAAGCUGGGUGUCCAGGCCGAGGUUGGCAACGUCCAGGGUAUAUGGCAGGAGAUCACGUUGGCUGUCAACACCAUGGCCGGCAACUUGACGACCCAGGUCAGAGGCUUCGCGCAGAUCUCCCAGGCGGCUAUGGACGGCGACUUCACUCGGUUCAUCACGGUCGAGGCCAGCGGAGAGAUGGACUCGUUGAAGACACAGAUCAACUCCAUGGUCUUCAACUUGCGCGACUCAAUACAGAAGAACACCGCUGCCAGGGAGGCCGCCGAGUUGGCGAACAGGAGUAAGAGCGAGUUCUUGGCCAAUAUGUCUCACGAGAUUCGGACACCGAUGAACGGUAUCAUCGGCAUGACGGAACUCACGCUGGAUAGCGACUUGAACCGCUCACAACGCGAGUCAUUGCUAUUGGUCCACAGCUUGGCGCGUUCGCUGCUGUUGAUUAUCGACGACAUCUUGGAUAUUUCGAAGAUCGAAGCCGGUCGCAUGACCAUGGAGGCGGUCUCAUACUCGCUGCGCCAGACGGUCUUCGGUAUUCUCAAGACCCUCGUCGUGCGCGCGUCGCAGAACAACUUGGACUUGACCUACGACGUCGAGGCAGACAUUCCCGAUCAGCUCAUAGGUGACGCGCUCCGUCUGCGCCAAGUCAUCACCAACUUGGUUGGCAACGCCAUCAAGUUCACACCGAGCCAGGUGUCUCGCAAGGGCAACGUCGCACUCAGCACAAGAUUACUCGCGAUGGACGGCGAGCACGUCACGAUCGAGUUCUGUGUCCUGGACACCGGUAUCGGUAUUGCGCAGGACAAGCUCAGCCUCAUCUUCGACACGUUCGCCCAGGCGGAUGGCUCCACGACAAGGGAGUACGGUGGUACUGGUUUGGGUCUGUCGAUCUCGAAGCGCCUCGUCUCCCUCAUGCAGGGUGACAUGUGGGUGGAGAGUGAGGUGUCGAAGGGCAGCAAGUUCUACUUCACGAUCACGACACAAAUCAGCCACAGCACCUUGGAGGCGACCUUGACCAAGAUGCAGCCGUUCGCGAAGAGGACGAUCCUGUACAUGAACACCCUCGGCGACAGGUCCAAUGUUGCCGAGAAGAUCAGGUUGCUGGGCUUGAAGCCGCAUGUGGCGACGACCGUUGCACAAGUGGCCAACAAGGACAAGUGCCCGCACGUCGACACCAUUAUCACCGACUCUCUUGCCAUCACCGAGGGCGUUCGCGAGUACGAGCACUUGCGCUACAUACCCAUCGUUCUCCUUGGCCCUGAACAACCGAAGCUGAAUCUCAAAUGGUGCCUGGACAACAGCAUCAGCUCGCAAGUCACUUCGCCAGUAUCCGUCCAAGACCUUGCGUCGGCCUUGAUAACUGCGCUGGAGUCGAACACGCAGAACCCGGUCUUCACCCCCAACGACAUCUCGUUCGACAUCCUGCUCGCCGAGGACAACAUGGUCAACCAGAAGCUGGCCGUCAAGAUCCUCGAGAAGUAUGGCAACAUGGUCGAGAUCGCGGACAAUGGGGCUAUCGCGGUCGACGCGUUCAAGCGCAGGAUUGCUGAGAGCAAGCCAUUUGACAUCAUCCUCAUGGAUGUGUCUAUGCCGUUCAUGGGCGGUAUGGAAGCAACGGAGCUCAUCCGUCAGUUCGAGAUGCAGGAAGGCUUGAUGCCGACGCCCAUCAUCGCUCUGACGGCUCAUGCCAUGAUUGGUGAUCGUGAGAGAUGCUUGCGUGCAGGCAUGGACGACCAUAUCACCAAGCCUUUGAGGAGAGGUGAUUUGCUGAACGCCAUCAGCAAGCUCGCCAGCGAGCGCGCAGCGCAGAAGGCGAUGUACCGUCGGCGGAACCCUGCGGCCUACUUGGACCCUUCAGCAUUGCGGUCAUGAAGUCGUGGUUCCGUCGGACACGUCUAGUUGUGCCAGACCUGUGCCGUACUUUGCUGUCGGGUCUUGCUGGCGCGAGCCAUCGCCUCAUCCAUCAUUAUUGUAACUCUAGCUCAGCACGCACGCAUUGUCUCCUUAGCUCCCUGUUUUCCUUACACGUCUCUCUCAUCUCAUUUCUAAUUCAUUUCCUCCUUUGACACUUGUUUCUUCUCGGAGUGAAGGUCUCCUGCUCCGGCGACGAAGUGAGGAUUUGCUCGGCUUCAUGUAGCCCGGAUCUCUCUGCUUUCUUGUGCUUAGCUAUCUUCAUGUUCUGUACUAUUAUCCUCACUAGUAUAUAACUCAAGACGUACCCCACCAGUAGCUGUACUUAUGCCUUGUCUAAUGUUAUUUCUAGCCUGCA
Schizophyllum commune H4-8 is the source of this 4588-nucleotide messenger RNA. Its product is annotated as two-component histidine kinase Le.nik1-like protein. NCBI's taxonomy places the organism in Eukaryota, Fungi, Basidiomycota, Agaricomycetes, Agaricales, Schizophyllaceae. Gene Ontology annotation, biological process: cellular hyperosmotic response; phosphorylation; phosphorelay signal transduction system. The coding region runs from base 40 to 4191 and encodes 1383 amino acids. Gene Ontology annotation, molecular function: phosphorelay sensor kinase activity. The transcript is spliced from 17 exons. The record is from RefSeq and is a predicted model, not a curated record. Gene Ontology annotation, cellular component: membrane.